Molecule: messenger RNA, 1272 nt
Organism: Priceomyces carsonii
Lineage: Eukaryota; Fungi; Ascomycota; Pichiomycetes; Serinales; Debaryomycetaceae
Product: Elongator subunit
Exons: 1
Coding region: 1-1272 (423 amino acids)
Biological process (GO): tRNA wobble uridine modification
Cellular component (GO): transcription elongation factor complex; cytoplasm; elongator holoenzyme complex
Source: RefSeq, a predicted model, not a curated record
AUGUCCUUCAGAAAGAGGAAUGAGCGAAUAAAUAUCUCUUCAGCCGUUAAAAGAAACCCAAUCAGCACAUCGAGUAUUUCUUUGGGGAGGGAGCCGCCCCAUAUUUCUUCUAGAAGGACAGUAGAUGAUCAUAAUGUUAGAUCUUCAGUCAAUCAGAAAACCCAAGAGUCCGAUAAUCCAGGUGUCAAGCCUUCAAUAAUAACUUCGGGCCCUACAAUAUCCACAGGAGUAUCAGACCUAGACAAAAUAUUACUUCACCAGGGGUUGCCAGUUGGAUGUUCACUUCUAGUUGAAGAGACUGGAACGUCGGAUUAUAGUUCAAUAAUACUAAAAUCUUUCGCAUCCCAAGGUGUUAUGCAUAACAGGAUCCAAGGUAAUGAAAGAAACUGCCACGUCAUAGUGGUUGGUGCUAGCUCAAACUGGCUGAAAGAGUUGUUUGGUAUUUAUAAAGGUUCUACAAAAGAACAAAAGAAAGCGAAGAUACAAGAAAAUGAAAAUAAAGUAAGUGUUUCUAAUUUAGCAGUUGAUAGCAACAGGAGGGAUGAAAACAAUAUGAAGAUUGCUUGGAGAUAUGGAUUGAACAGAAAAGUCCAAUUAGAGGACCCUGAAAUUGAAAAAAAGUAUGAAUUUUAUAAUCAUCAAUUUGAUAUUACACAGAAGCUUUUACCAGGACCUAGCACUCAUGAUAUCAGCUCAGUACCAGUUAACACUAAUUUUAAGAAAAUUAUUGAGUCGAUUGAAGGGAUCAUUAAAAUGAAUCUCAGAUCUAAUCCUUCAAAAAUCAUUCGCUUGGUAGUUCCCAGUUUUCUUCAUCCAUUAAUAUAUCCACCCGGCUGCAGUCAGGCUACUUUCGUGAUUCCAUUUAUGCAUUCUUUGAGACAACUAUUGAGGAAGUACUCGAAAAAUCUAGUAUUCGUUUCUUCCAUUGCUCUCAGUUUCUAUCCAAGAGACUCAAUCAUUACGGCAUCUUUGGAAAAUUUGAUGGAUUCCGUCAUAUGCCUACAGCCAUUCAAUCAGGAAAUGGCUGAGCUAAUUAAUAGAGCUUAUAGGAAUGAGCCUUCAAAGGCUCAGCAGGGUUUAGUUAACAUUUUCAAAAUACCCAUUUUAUCCGAAAAAGGGUUGAUGUUGAUUCAAGAAGGUGAAUAUGCUUUCAAAAAUGGUCGAAAGAAAUUUGAAAUAGAAGAAUGGGGUAUUCCUGUUGAUGAUGUUGACGACGUAAAAAGAGAGGAUUUAGAGAAUCAUUCGCAAACUACCAAAAAUAUAGAUUUCUAA